AUGCAUCAGAUUGGUGACCCCGGAAAGCCAGGUAACAGAGGGAGACCAGGAGCACCUGGAUUGAGGGGAGGACCUGGAGACUCGGGUAAUGACGGUGCCCCGGGAACUCCAGGCAAUAGAGGGCUGCCAGGAGAUGUUGGCAAGGUUGGAGAGGCUGGAAUUGGGGGAUACCCAGGGACUCCUGGUCGACCAGGAAAUCGAGGCGAGCCCGGAGAAAGAGGGUCGAAUGGUAUAGUCGGAACACCAGGAUUUGUUGGAGACCUAGGUCGGGCUGGUAAAGAUGGAAGACCUGGUAGACCUGGCUUACCUGGUGCUCUCGGACAAUCAGGAUUAUCAGGGGAGAGAGGGGAGCCAGGUAGGGAUGGAAGGAACGGCUAUGCUGGAGCUGGAGGUGAGCCUGGAGUACGAGCUAGGGAUGGGAACCCCGGUCGAGACGGAAGACCAGGAUUACCAAGAGCUCGAGGAGGCACUGGAAGGAAAGGAAUAUCUGGUUCACCCGGAGAACAGGGUGUUUCAAUCACUGGAGGUAGAGGUGAUGUAGGGUUACCUGCAGCUGGUCGAGUUAAAAUUGGUACUCCUGGAUUCAGAGGAGAUGCGGGUGAACCAGGAACGAAUGGAGCUAAAGGAAACAAAGGCUCUAUCGGAGCUGACGGUCGUAAUGGCUUUGCUGGAAGGCCGGGAGAGAAUGGUGCGUAUGGUAAAGCUGGUGUAGAUGGGAAAGCAGGAAAACCAGGGAUACCAGGAAAACCAGGAAGUAGAGGUGAAGGAGGAGUGUCAGGAGAAGUAGGAGAUCCAGGUAUGCCUGGGAGAGCUGGUAACAGAGGGUUACCCGGGACACCUGGUUAUGAGGGAGAACGGGGUGAAUUAGUGGGUGGUAGACUCGGAGAACCAGGAGCUGAUGGAAAGAUAGGACUGCCUGGCAGAAAGGGACUACGUGGGGAAAAUGGGCAGCUCGGCAGAAACGGUACACCCGGCCAGAAAGGUCUUGCAGGAGAUGUAGGGAUAGACGGUACUCCAGGCAGGUCUGUGAUGGGUGCCAGGGGGAGACCUGGUGCUGACGGGGACGAUGGGUUGAAUGGAGAGAGGGGAGAUCAGGGGAGGGAGGGAGAACCUGGAACCAAUGGACUACUAGGGUCUCGAGGAAACGUGGGGAAGCCUGGAAAGAACGGUUUCGCGGGCAGACCUGGUAACCCGGGUACUCCAGGAAAAAGAGGAGAGAAUGGAAACUCAGGAUCACCUGGCAGGCCAGGAUACGACGGUGUACCUGGAGAAAAGGGCACGUCAGGAGUUAAUGGUUUGGCUGGAAGACCUGGGACACCCGGGGAGAGGGGAACUGAUGGUAUCAACGGAGAGCCGGGUUUGGACGGACUACCUGGCCGAGACGGUCGUAAAGGAGCUGCCGCUUACGAUGGGAGACCUGGCUUACCUGGUGCACCCGGUCAAAAAGGUAAUUCUGGUAUCCCCGGAAAAAGUACCCCGGGUAGAGUAGGAGAACCUGGAAACAUUGGCAGGGACGCAGUGAGGGGAGAACCUGGUAACGAUGGUCUACCUGGUAGACCAGGACUUAGGGGACAGCCAGGAGCAGCAGGAAAUCCAGGAAGAAGGGGAGGUCCAGGAGAUCAAGGAGAGGCUGGUCUUAACGGAGAUCCUGGACUUCCGGGAGAAACCAAUUUUGGACUGCCCGGAUCACGAGCAGAGCCAGCUGCUGAUGGAAAGCCAGGGAUGAUGGGAAGGCCCGGAGAGCGAGGAGUAGCUGGCACCCCCGGAAUUCCUGGUAGAGACGGAUAUCCGGGAACUGUGGGACCGGACGGGAACCCGGGUACUGACGGGAUACCGGGACAACCUGGGGAACCCGGCAGGGACGGAAUGAAAGCCAGAGACGGAGUAGCAGGACGAAAGGGGAGACAAGGAGACCCAGGCUUGAGAGGGCGUCCCGGUAACGCUGGCUCUGACGGAACUCCUGGCAGACCAGGCCUAGAUGGAGAAAUGGGACGAAAUGGACUGGGAAUUAAGGGUUAUCGAGGAGAACCCGGAAUUAGGGGAUUGGACGGAACCCUUGGGCAGCCAGGUGAUGCUGGUAAUGACGGUAACCCUGGUAACCCCGGACUCCCUGGAAAUAAAGGAUACCCAGGAUACAAUGGCUUACCAGGACGGUCAGGUAUGAGAGGAAGAAAUGGGAUGCCUGGCGAGCGAGGAACCCCCACUGUGAGAGAAGGGUUGCCCGGAGCUAAGGGUACACCUGGAUACGGCAGACCGGGUCUACCUGGACCGAGGGGUGUACCAGGGGUAAAUGGAAUACGAGGAAUGCCAGGAGAUCCAGGCGAGAGAAGAACACUACCUCCCGGUGACGCUGGAUUACCCGGACGACCUGGUGUUCCCGGUAAAAAUGGACUGGCCGGAGACCCGGGUCUGCCAGGUCGAUCAGGGUUCCCUGGUACACCAGGAGAGUCUAGGAAUGGAAGAGAUGGGUUGCCCGGUAGACCAGGUUAUAGGGGGGAUCCUGGAACGAGAGGAAAAGAUGGCCUUAAUGGAGAAAGGGGUGUUAAUGGAAUGCCGGGUCGUCCCGCGUACGGAACCGUCGGAACUCCAGGAGUAGCAGGGAGGGAUGGUAGAAACGGGUUACCUGGCAGGAAGGGUUACCCUGGGGACCCUGGACGGAAUGGUUUGAGAGGUAUUCCUGGUAAAGAUGGGGCUCUGGGUACUGCUGGAGAAGCUGGCCUUCCUGGUAGAGAUGGAUACCCAGGACGUGACGGGUACCCUGGUGCCAUGGGAGAUCCUUCAUACGGUCUGCCCGGAACUAAUGGAGGUAAAGGUGAACCUGGUGAAGCUGGAACUACAGGGAACGAUGGAAUUGAUGGUAUACCGGGAACUCCUGGUGUUGAUGGAAGGAAAGGAUUUUCCCGGCAAUAA
Bolinopsis microptera is the source of this 2910-nucleotide messenger RNA. RefSeq names its product collagen alpha-2(IV) chain-like. The transcript is spliced from 22 exons. NCBI's taxonomy places the organism in Eukaryota, Metazoa, Ctenophora, Tentaculata, Lobata, Bolinopsidae. Bases 1 to 2910 code for a protein of 969 amino acids. The record is from RefSeq and is a predicted model, not a curated record.